UGCCAUGCACCACAUCUAAGAAGAGUAGCCUCCUGAACUCAGCCUUAAAAAUGAAUCCAGUUACGACGCAGCCACGAUACGGCGCGGGAGGCAUGGCCGUCAGUGACUGGCAAACCGGCGUGUUUGACUGCUGUGAUGACAUGGGGAUUUGUCUCUGUGGGACUUUCUGUCCACUGUGCCUCUCGUGCCAGAUUGCCUCUGACAUGGAUGAAUGCUGCCUGUGCGGAGCAAGUGUCGCCAUGAGGACCCUCUACCGGACCCGAUACAACAUCCAGGGGUCCAUCUGCAAUGAUUUCAUGUGGCUUGGAUGUUUUCCUAACUGCACCCUUUGUCAACUCAAGCGAGAUAUUGAAAAGAGAAAAGCAAUGAAUUGUUUCUAAAAGACCGAAUUCAUAUUUUGGAAAAGAGGUUGGAAUGGAAUCUGCAUCUCAACUCAAAGUCCAAGAACAAAUUUAAAGCUAAUCAAAUUACUUCACAUGCCUGCUAAACCAUUUUUUCCCCCAGCUGCUAUGGAAAACAAUGCAUUUCUGGGCCUUUCUCCACGACGACUUCUCUAACAAUUCUUGUGUCUUUAAAUAAUGCUUCAUGGAAAGUUACAAAAUGCUUCCUUUAACAAAUAAACCCAAGAUUGUCAAAAUGUUA
This is a messenger RNA of Echinops telfairi (small Madagascar hedgehog), 642 nucleotides long. RefSeq names its product placenta-specific gene 8 protein-like. Bases 51 to 380 code for a protein of 109 amino acids. Gene Ontology annotation, biological process: positive regulation of transcription by RNA polymerase II. The transcript has 5 exons. The record is from RefSeq and is a predicted model, not a curated record. NCBI's taxonomy places the organism in Eukaryota, Metazoa, Chordata, Mammalia, Afrosoricida, Tenrecidae.